AUGUUUUGCAAUUAUUUUUACCAUAGACGUUACGGACCACCACUACCCCUAUCAUCGUACCCAAGUCUGAGUGAUGCAACUGAGAAUAAAUUAUAUUCUCGUCAAGAUUAUUACCCCAGAGCCGCGGAUCUCAACUCCUUUUACCCUAAUUUGAAUCCAAUCGAAUGGGGCUAUAUACAAACUCAAAUCAGUGACACCGAUGAUGGUGGAAUUCGAAGAACUCGCGAUGUGCAUUCCAUCAGCAAAUCUAAACUAGACAGUUAG
This is a messenger RNA of Macrosiphum euphorbiae (potato aphid), 264 nucleotides long. The record is from the annotation of a GenBank genome assembly. Lineage: Eukaryota; Metazoa; Arthropoda; Insecta; Hemiptera; Aphididae.